Protomyces lactucae-debilis is the source of this 1751-nucleotide messenger RNA. Its product is annotated as pyridine nucleotide-disulfide oxidoreductase-domain-containing protein. The record is from RefSeq and is a predicted model, not a curated record. Bases 53 to 1294 code for a protein of 413 amino acids. Lineage: Eukaryota; Fungi; Ascomycota; Taphrinomycetes; Taphrinales; Protomycetaceae. The transcript has a single exon.
CGAACGUGAAAACACAAAACCAGCUACAGCAAGACGUACACCGUCAGUGACCAUGCGACUCGUCAUGCUGCGGCCAGCCUGCACAGUAUGCACCAGAUCCAACGCAUUGCAAAGUAUAUCCCGGAAAUGCUUCGCCAGAGGCCUCACAACAAACCUCCAGAACCGCUUUGACGCCGCUGUGAUUGGCGCAGGACCCGGUGGGUUGACUUGCGUGUCGAAUCUACUCGCUCAGGGACUCAAGCGGGUCGCUUUGAUUGAUCCUUCUUUUACGGGUGGUCGGAUUCAUGAAAAGUACCGCGAAGUACCAUCCAAUACAAAGACCAAGAUGUUUGAUGCCUGGGCAGCUGGCACUGAAGUCUCUCGAAGGAUAUUGGCUGAGCGGACGAAACGAGGCGAAGAUGCUUAUAAGCAUCUGCAGAGCUUGGACCCAGAGCAAGGAUGUUCGCUGGGCGAGGCGGUCGAUGUUGCGCAGAUGCUGUCUCGUGGGUUUUGUGAAGAUGCACGAGUCAAGCCCAUCAAGGCAUCAGUCACUCAGCUGCAAAGGAAUGGAGAUGGCUAUGUCCUGCCGGAACUUGGUGUCUCUGCAGAGCGCGUCGUGUUGGCCACAGGCAGCCAUCCACGUUCAACAGACAAGGCGCUGCUUGAACGGCAUCCGCACUUGAUUGAGUUGCCACUUGAUUUGGCGCUCAAACCUUCUUUGCUCAAGACGUCUCUAUCGACUCCCUCUACAGUUGCCUUGAUUGGAUCAUCGCACAGUGGUAUCUUGGCGCUCAAGAAUCUGUAUGAGCAGGGACACCGUGUCUACAAUUUCUACAGAUCACCACUGUUGCAUGCUGAAUACAAGGAAGGUUGGAUCCUAUGGGAUAAUACAGGCCUCAAGGGUGUUGCAUCAGAUUGGGCGAAAGCGACACUCGAAGAUGAAUCACGGCUGCCGAGCAACAUCAAGCGAAUCCCACUCAAGACGCUCGACGAUAAGGGCAAAACGCACAAUGAGGCGGAUAUAUACGAUAGAUGGCUGAAGGAUUGCACACACAUCGUGAGUGCAACUGGCUAUGUCGGCAAUCCAAUUCCAAGCAUCACUGUGGAUGGCGAACAAGUCAAGCCAUCCUUUGACCCACUCUCAGGCAGGUUCCUCAACGAGCACAAGCAAGCGUUGCCAGGACUUUUUGGUUCUGGUAUCGCGUACCCUGAACGUGUGACGGACCCUGAGGGACACAGUUCCUCCAAUGUCGGUUGGUUCAAGUUUCAAAAGUUUGUCGGCCGCGUUGCCCCAGAAUGGGUGGCUCGGCCUUGAGAAUGGGCAUAGCAUGUCUUCCUAUAUUUUCUCUAUCAUCAUGAUGCAUCUAAGGCGCUGCAGCAGGCACGACAUUGCGCAUUGCAACAACCACGAGCUGUGCAACCAUUUGUAGGGACCAAAAGCCAACUGCUUGAAUGCGUCGCUUUUGUCGUUUCCGCUCAUACAAGCUUUCCACAAAUCCAUCAUAUAAUGCUUGUGACACGCCAGAUUGUAGGCCACAAUCCCACCAUGUCCAUGAUCCCUCGAAAUUAUUGCACGGUAGUGAAAUAUGUGCAUGGACGGGAAUAAAUGUCUUGCGUGAAUUGAUGUAUGCCACAAUCGGUCGAACAAGCGCCGCAUUCACACUCGACAAGUCAUGCUGAAACAGAGGUACUUGUGCCUUAGCAUCAUUGAGUCUAAAGUGGACAUCAAUCUCGAUAUUUUGUUGUAGCCAAUUCUCCCCGGAUGCUGAGAG